Messenger RNA from Acanthosepion pharaonis, 633 nucleotides. NCBI's taxonomy places the organism in Eukaryota, Metazoa, Mollusca, Cephalopoda, Sepiida, Sepiidae. The record is from the annotation of a GenBank genome assembly.
AUGUUUAUUUUCUCCUAUAUUUAUUUAUUCUUCUUUCAAUAUCUCUCCUUUCCACUUUCAAUUCUUCUUCGCAUCAUCUUCCAUCUCUUUUUCCAUUUCAUUCUUUCUUCUUACCUCAUGUUUAUAUAUAUAUUUUUUUACUCAUUCUUCUUUCAAUAUCAUUCUUCUAACACUCCUUCCCAAUUUCAAUGCUCAUUCGCAUCAUCUCUCUUCUCCUUCUGCGUUUCAUUCCUUCUUCUUCUCUCCUGUUUAUUUUCUUCCCAUUUUUACUCAUUCAUCUUAUCUUUCAAUAUCAUUCUCUUAACUCUCUUUCGCACAUUUAAUUCUUCUUCGAAUCACCUCCCUUCUUCAUCGUUUUAUUCCUUUUUCUUCAUCCAUAUUCAUUUUUCUGCCCAUUUCUGCUUUCUUUUUCUUCUUAUAAUCCGUUUAUUUCUUCCUUUUCUUUUACCCUUUCAUUUCUCUCUUUUCUAUUUUCCAUCUGUUUCUUUCUUUCUUUCUUUCUUUGUUUUUCUUCUAUUUUUCUCGUUCGUUUCUUUAAUGCUUCUUUCUUUACAUCCUUAUUUUCUUCCUCUUUAUUUACUCAUUCAUCUUAUCUUUCAAUAUCAUUCUUCUAACUCUAUUUCCCACUUUUAA